Messenger RNA from Aspergillus caelatus, 689 nucleotides. RefSeq lists its product as uncharacterized. The transcript has 3 exons. Lineage: Eukaryota; Fungi; Ascomycota; Eurotiomycetes; Eurotiales; Aspergillaceae. The coding region runs from base 237 to 503 and encodes 88 amino acids. The record is from RefSeq and is a predicted model, not a curated record.
AUGAAAAGCGACCCUCCCCGUGCAUCGAAAGAGUUGGAAUUGGGAAGCAUGCAUAACUUUACUUUAACCUCUGUCCGAAUCCGCAUCCCGUCGCGAAAUCUCAUCGGCCCAUCACUGUACAUCCCGAACAACGAGAUUAUGUGUUGACAGCACUAUUUACCCAUUCACCUCCAUAAAGGACGCCUUUACUCCGUGACACGCUCUCAACUUUCUUUAUCCGACGCAUCCGAACCACCAUGGGUAUCCCUACCGCGGGUGUUAUCGUUAUCGUCAUUGUCGCCUGUCUAGCCGCCGUGUCGCUGGGCGCCGCGAUGUGGAAACAGGUUUAUCCCACCGACCAUUCAGCGCAUCGAUACAAUUUCUCUCGCGACCAGGAGCUAUAUAUGCGAUCGGUCCGGCUGAAAAACGUGGGGGGUCUUCGACAAGAGUCGCGCACGAAGGAGCCCACGCCAAGGGAUCUCGAAUCAGCUAUUUAUACGGAAGAUGGCUCGUCGCGGUUUUGAGUCACGUUGAUGAUCACCGUUUGUCCACUUUCAUGGUGGAGUGUAUUAUGUGAUUAUGAUUAUCGCUUCUGCUGCAGCGUUGAAUGGCGUUGGUUCACUUGGAUAUAUCCCGGGCUUGAAGGUCUUGAAGAUCUUUUGUUUGUUUAUUUUUAUUUUUAUUUUUUUUUUUUUUGUUGUUCGUUUUUU